AUGAAACCUGUUGUAGCCAAGAAGUCAGCGGCAGCUGCCUGUGGCAGUAUGCAAGCCUUGCCAGUAAUGGUGAAACCCAAAAAGAGCUACUCCAAACAUCUCUACAGGAUUGUAAAGCAGGUAGGUAGUCCUACUCAACUGUACCCUAAGGAAUAAAUUCUUUAUCCACUGCAGGGCCUUGCAAUAUGACCCUGGGAUGCCAUUAAUGAGGAUUAUGGAGUAAAAUCAGUAUUGCAAAGAACUGGCGCUCUAUGCCAGAAUGGUGGAGUUAGGAUUAUUAGACUUGGCUGAUGAAAUAACUGUCAGUUUGUAGUUGGCUCAUAUUACAGGAGAAUAUGUAUAUAAAAACAAAGGCUGUGUAAUUCUGGCCUCUAUUACUGCUGAUGGGCAGAGCAUGAAAAGUGGUACCCUGUAGUCUAUAGCAUUCCUACACUGAUGGCUAAUCCAUUUAAAUAACCUGUCCCAUUAACUGACGAACUUAUCCUUGUAUUGGUAGCUUUAAUAACUGUUAAGAUAAUGCCCCAUCUGGGCAGCUGGUUCUGUUUGUGGGCACUCUCCCAAGCAUUGUACUACCUUCAAAGAUGCCAACAUGCUGUUACACUCAGAACCUCUCAGAACAGUGAUGGAUCACACUAUCCUCUGGAGUCUGACUCAAUGUAUCAUGUUGGCUUAACAUGUCUUAUUUGAUCGUUGUCCUAGGUCCUCCCAGAAGCCACCCAGUCUCAGACGGCAUUGGAUUGUCUGAAUAAAGACAUGUUAGACAGUGAGAGACUGCAUGAUAUUGCUGCAGAAGCUGCCAGACUGUCUCUUUACAACAUGAGACAUGUUAUAACCAGCCAGGAGGUCAACUGUGCCCUGAGACUCGUCUCCAGGACACCCAUGGCAGGGGACUCCAAGUAACAUCUAAUGUGCCUCCAUUGUAUUGAUGGCAUCAGGCCUAAUAUGCUUUAACAUAAGAUUUUAUUUUAAUAUAAAACUUCAGAAAUUAUGUAAACUAAACUGUCACUUGCACUUAUAAAUGUUUGUUUUCUGUUAAUAUGAAUAUGUAUUAAAUGGACAUUUUAACUUAAAGAUCUCCUUUAUGGGGAAGAGGGAGAAGCAACGGAAUAUCUAGCCUUAAAACCAAACCUUGAGCUGAACCUGACCUCAAAAUAUGGAUGAAGAACAUUGCUGGAGGAAGGGGAGCCAUAGCCAACAAUGGAAUGUUCCUUAUUGCUCCACCAGUCUAUACAGAACCAGCUAUGUGUAAUGACUGAUGUAGCCAGCUUUAGUAACAGUAUCCCCUAAAAUGGAAUAGGGCUACCAAGUCACUGGCCCUGGGCUGUCCUUGUGAAAGGUAGCACAUGUUUACUGCAGGAGUGAAACCCAUGAGAGCCAGUGAUGGGCUCCUUUCCUGUAUAGCUGGGGUCCAUGUGGGCUCAGUAACUUGGAAUGGAACAUUGGCUUUUAUCACAUGCAGAGUAUUGGUAGCUCCCUGGAUUGUGUGGGGCAGAGGCAAUGCUGGCUCCCUGGGCUGGGUCCAUCCUGCAGGGGGGUCCCUUGGGCUCUGCUAUACAGAAGUAAUGGCAGGCUCUCGGGUAUUUCCUAAACUCAGCGCUGCUAAGGGGCCAGUUAGGUGGAGAUAUCCUCCCUGAGCUGCUAAAUACCAAGCAUUGCGUGAUGGCAGCCUCUGGGCAACUGCUUAAACUGUCCCUCCUCCCCCUGAAAGCGAGCAUGGUAUAGCCCGCUGUCCCUUUAACUAGCAGUGCUGCCGAGUGUCCGGCAGAGGGCGCUGUGCUGCUUGUGCUAUACACGUGGGAAUGGCUGCUCGGUCCCGGUGUUCGCUCAGCUUCCUCCAUACAGGAUGGGGGUUCAGGGACCGAUCCGAUAUACCGAGCUCCAGCCGGGGGCCGGACACACUGCUCCCUCCCUGAAUGAUCGGAAACCGACUGCAAGAUGUACCUGCUCCAUAGGAAGCCAUGAAUAAGGUAAGCUACCCUGAAUAACCUCUCCUGUCCCUUUAACUGGCUGGAUCCCUGUUACUCUCCUGUCCCUUUGGCUGGCUGGAUCCCUGUUACUAUCUGUAAAAACACGGGUUAAAUGGGCCCAGAACUGCUUUAUAUAACUGGCUUGCACAUACCUCCUGCUACAUUUCCAAACUUCUCUUGUAUUUCUGUCCUCACUAAACUUGGGUUAGUGCUGCUGGGAAUGAUGACAGAAAAGGCCGAAUUGCAGUUCUCUCUGUAGAGCAGGACAAUGACAAAUCCCCUUGAAGCGAAAACUGAACUGACCUCUGCAGCUUUUUUCUAGUUUAAAUAAAAGCUUCUCAUUUGAUCCAUGGACUAGGUGUCUUUACUGCUGGAUUCUAUUACUCCUGUGUAAGAUGUAACAAUACAUUUAUUUCUCCAUACAGGUAUACUGUGGCUGGUGACUUGCUGGUCCCAAUGCCAAAGCCUGCUUUAUGGAGUCCAUGCAAGAUGAUUAAUGUGUAGAGCUGACCAUCAGUGUAAGUACAACUUCUAGUCUGAUCUGAAUUGGUUGAAUGUAAUGUUCACUGGGGUUAAAGCCCCUGGUGCAGCCAUGUUCCAUAGGCUUCCUGAUGUCUGGGCAUGAGACAUGGUACUGAGGGAUGAUGACAUAAAAGGCCGAAUUACAGAGUCUCUCCAAGCAGUUCUCUCUGUGGAAGAGGCUCGAUGACAAAACUCCUUGAAGCGAACUCAAAACUGACCUCAACCAAACAUGUCGUAAACUCAGAGUAACCAAUAACUGUGUGAAUGCCACUAAUCUAGAACCCUUAAUGCAGGCUUACCAUUGGCUCUGUUACUAUAACAGGUAACAUGAUGCAGAGCAAGUGCCUGGUGCAACAUCACUGCUUUAGGUGUCCUGAGGCCAACUCGCAGGACUUCCUUCAACAUAGCUGAGACUAGCUGCAGUUGUCUGUGGGUUUUUAUUUAUAUAUUUAUUUUUUUAACCUCUGGGAGAACAUGGAAACUGGUUAAUAUAACCACUUACUCAGCACAGACCGAAGCACAUUUUAUUGCUUUAAACCGGGAUGUUAGAAUGCUGGACUGGGCCGUACCACACAAUGAGUGACUCUCAAAGAUUGGCACAAUUUACCAUGAAUAGCCUACAUCUUGUAUCUGUGGGACUCUUGGAGGAAUUGGCAGAGCCACAAACGCUUGCUCUUUGCUUAAUGCCGUUAAAGAUAUUUAAUCCAGAGACCUCAUUCUUGCAGAGGUUCCCACAGUUCAAAGACCAGGACAAGGCUUUCUCUGCUCUUAUUGGAAUUAAUUGCUCAUAUUCCCCUCCCUGAAUCUCAUGAAGUGUCAGACUUAAAGAUCUGACUUCUGUCUCUUAAUCAGCCUGUUACCAAGCUAUUGGCUUGGUUUGAAUGUAAACUGAGUGUUAUUCAGGUCCCUGGCUAAAAAUAGUUUUAUUUGGCUUAAAACCAAAUCUAAUGUCUGAACUAUGACUGCCAGAUUAACUGUAAAUAUUUUUUGCUCACUACUUUCUUUUUUUAAAAACUGUUUAUUUUGUUUACAGUCAUCUCAAAGGUCGUUCAUCUGAGCAAUAUGAUCCAUUGUGACAUCCCUGAUGGUAAAAUGACAAGAUUCCUGGCAAUUCAAGCCCCUCUAGAGUCUAUUAAGACCAUGCACUUCAAACUUAUUUAUUUCUUUUUUUCGCAUUUUUAUACUUUUGUGGGUUUUAUUUCCUGGUAACAGAAAAUAAAAUAUUUUGCCUAGUGCCUUCUUUGUAAUUUGUUAUAAUAAAAUGUAAACUGUAACCUCACCAAUUCAGCGUAGCGACAUUUUAUACACUGUGUGGGAGAAGAGAUGCAAGAACAGGAUAUAUUUCUAAUAUGAGACCAAUAAUAUUCAGCCUAUUAUAAAAGCAAAACAGAGAAGAUUCGGGAUAUGGCUGUGUAAAUCUACAGAGAAAGCAUAAAACAAAACAUAGUGUGAUAUUGUUAUAAAACACAAUAUUUCAUGCGCAGUAAUCUUGUGCACUCACAGGAUGUAGGCAGUAAAAGCGCUCUUAAGGUGCCUUCCCCAAUGGAAUGGGGGGCUAGCUGGUGUUCCUUAUCACCUCUGGAUCCUUGUAUCACCAAAAGACAUCCACAGGUCAGGGUUCAGUAAUAAAAAAUUUAUUUAGAUAAAAAGUGUAGUCACCAAUUCAGCAUAGGAUACAAAUAACAGAAGGUUGUCCUACGCGUUUCGUUCUAUAAGAACUUCCUCAGGGACCACAAUUAAAAACAAUAAUAACAAUGUAUCAAUGUACAAUACAUAAACAUAUCCUAUACACAUCCCCCCUCCCUGUGUCCUUAAAUAGGGCUAAUCCCUAAAGUCUAUUGGUGGAUCCAGUAGGCGUGUAAAUCCUCCUUGGUUCUAAUUGGAGACUGAUCUUCCUGUGGCAGCUGUUUGUCAUCCAUUCAUUUUCCAUAAUUUGUAAUUCGCGCCUUUUUCGGCAAAUACCGGAAGUGGUCAUAAUUUGCCGAAACCGGAAGUGACGUCGCGGGAACGUCCGCGUUCCACAUGCGUUCCACCAGUAACGUCUCCAUGGCAACCGGGCGCGAUCAAAUCAUUCAAAGGUCAAAUGGAACACAGGACAAAUAAAAAGCCCCAUUCUGCUUGAGAAAAAAAACUGUUAACCAUUUUUAACAUAUUUAGCCGUUAUUUAUGUAUAUAUAUCUGUUGAGUAUCACCCUCCUCAUUAAUCCCAUCACACAACAUAAUGUUAAUCCUCGUAUUGUACCAAGUAAUCAUAAUACCUCAGUAUAUUAUAAGCCUAAGGCUUCGUAUUACAAAGUGAUCAUAUUUCCUAUGUCUAUUAUUUAAAAGGUUUUUUUUUUUUUUUAUAACUUUAUACAUUGUUAAUCAAAGUGAACACCGUAAUCAAUUCAUCACUGUAUCAGUUUAAACUUCAAUUUGUCGUGUUAUAUAUUUGUACUCCCCAUAAAAAUCUUUGGGAUAAACCUAUUAAACACAUUGAAAUAAUCCAUUGCUAUAGUUACACAAAAAAAGGGGUUAGUAGAUUGUGGCUACAAAAUGACUACUACCCAUAUAAACUUUAUUUAGUGAAUCUACCACAUUCAAUUUAUACCAGCUCUGAAAAUCCUUAGAGCAAAUCCAUUAUUUAUAUUAGAAUAAUCGGUUAUUGUGUUUUUAUUAUAGUCUUUUGUGAUUUUUGGUCAUAUAGGACAAUAGAUCACAAAUUGUAAAAAAAGAUAAAAUAAAAUAUAAGGGAUAUGAAAUAACUACUUGGUAUUUGAUAUAUAUAUAAAUCCUCUCUCUAAGUAGGGAUUAGCUUUCAACUGUAGAAACAACCCAAAUUAAAGGCAAACACACAUAUCCUAACUCUUUGUUCUGAAGAUUUUAGGCCAUAUUAAUCUAGAAAACAAAUUAAAUCAAUAUCGAUAUUGAGACCCUUAGGUGAGAGGGUUUGUAAUUUAUGUAUCCAAUACGUGGGACGGACUAAGAGGAUUUUGAAGGUUCGCCUAUUAGAACAUCUUAAUAAUAUCAGAAAGAGACUGACGACACACUCAGUCCCAACCCAUUGUAUAUCAUGUCCCCUUUUUUCAUUUAAGGAUUUUAGAUGUUGGGGAAUUGAACGAGUCCACCCCUUCUGGCGUGGGGGUAAUAGAGUCCAAAGACUAGCCCAGAGGGAGACGUUCUGGAUACAUAAAUUACAAACCCUCUCACCUAAGGGUCUCAAUAUCGAUAUUGAUUUAAUUUGUUUUUUAGAUUAAUAUGGCCUAAAAUCUUCAGAACAAAGAGUUAGGAUAUGUGUGUUUGCCUUUAAUUUGGGUUGUUUCUACAGUUGAAAGCUAAUCCCUACUUAGAGAGAGGAUUUAUAUAUAUAUCAAAUACCAAGUAGUUAUUUCAUAUCCCUUAUAUUUUAUUUUAUUUCUUUUUUUACAAUUUGUGAUCUAUUGUCCUAUAUGAUCAAAAAUCACAAAAGACUAUAAUAAAAACACAAUAACCGAUUAUUCUAAUAUAAAUAAUGGAUUUGCACUAAGGAUUUUUAGAGCUGGUAUAAAUUGAAUGUGGUAGAUUCACUAAAUAAAGUUUAUAUGGGUAGUAGUCAUUUUGUAGCCACAAUCUACUAACCCCUUUUUUUGUGUAACUAUAGCAAUGGAUUAUUUCAAUGUGUUUAAUAGGUUUAUCCCAAAGAUUUUUAUGGGGAGUACAAAUAUAUAACACGACAAAUUGAAGUUUAAACUGAUACAGUGAUGAAUUGAUUACGGUGUUCACUUUGAUUAACAAUGUAUAAAGUUAUAAAAAAAAAAAAAAACCUUUUAAAUAAUAGACAUAGGAAAUAUGAUCACUUUGUAAUACGAAGCCUUAGGCUUAUAAUAUACUGAGGUAUUAUGAUUACUUGGUACAAUACGAGGAUUAACAUUAUGUUGUGUGAUGGGAUUAAUGAGGAGGGUGAUACUCAACAGAUAUAUAUACAUAAAUAACGGCUAAAUAUGUUAAAAAUGGUUAACAGUUUUUUUUCUCAAGCAGAAUGGGGCUUUUUAUUUGUCCUGUGUUCCAUUUGACCUUUUGAAUGACUUGAUCGCGCCCGGUUGCCAUGGAGACGUCACUGGUGGAACGCAUGUGGAACGCGGACGUUCCCGCGAUGUCACUUCCGGUUUCGGCAAAUUAUGACCACUUCCGGUAUUUGCCGAAAAAGGCGCAAAUUACAAAUUAUGGAAAAUGAAUGGAUGACAAACAGCUGCCACAGGAAGAUCAGUCCUCCAAUUAGAACCAAGGAGGAUUUACACGCCUACUGGAUCCACCAAUAGACUUUAGGGAUUAGCCCUAUUUAAGGACACAGGGAGGGGGGAUGUGUAUAGGAUAUGUUUAUGUAUUGUACAUUGAUACAUUGUUAUUAUUGUUUUUAAUUGUGGUCCCUGAGGAAGUUCUUAUAGAACGAAACACGUAGGACAACCUUCUGUUAUUUGUAUCCUAUGCUGAAUUGGUGACUACACUUUUUAUCUAAAUAAAUUUUUUAUUACUGAACCCUGACCUGUGGAUGUCUUUUGGUGAUACAAGGAUCCAGAGGUGAUAAGGAACACCAGCUAGCCCCCCAUUCCAUUGGGGAAGGCACCUUAAGAGCGCUUUUACUGCCUACAUCCUGUGAGUGCACAAGAUUACUGCGCAUGAAAUAUUGUGUUUUAUAACAAUAUCACACUAUGUUUUGUUUUAUGCUUUCUCUGUAGAUUUACACAGCCAUAUCCCGAAUCUUCUCUGUUUUGGUUUAUACUAUAUAUGAUAUAGGUCGCUUGUUUGGGUAACGACCUAGGGAGGCUGUCAUACAUCUUUAUAAGCUAAGUACUAUUGCUUUUUAUAUUAUUUAUCGAUUGUAUAUUGUUUGGGAUAUACUUAUAAGCUAUUAUUAUAAAAGCAAGACUGUCUAGUAGUCUCCUGGGAGAUGUGCCUAGUGAGUCCCAACAACUUAAUGUAGUAAAGCGGUUAAACUUAUUUUUUAUUUUUAUUUUUGUCCCCCACCCUGAAUAGCUCUGACAAAAUACUACAAUUUUCAGUCUGUCUGGUGUAGUGACUGAACUUAAUAGAAAAUAGCUUGCACCUAACCAAGAUUAGCAAAGUGUAGGAAGUUCUUACCGUCUGAUGUCCUGAGCUCCACUCUGCAGUGAAGUAACCGAAAAUAAGCAGUUGAUUCAUUGGAUCGUAAGAACUUAAUCUGGCAAAAAUUUGUUUUAAAAUGGCUGGCUAAUUAGGGGGGAGAAGGACUUGUAGUUGUCAUGUGUCCUUAAGGGGUUAAACUCUUAUGGCCUUCUAAAUUUUUAGAGAUCUGUCUUCUCCUGGGGUUACUAACUGGUCUGCAUCGUCAAGUGGUAGGGGAAGCUGGUAAAACAAACUCUCCAUCUUUCACUUUAGGAUAGGUGAGCUGUGAUCUUGGGGAAACAGAUCCUUACUAGCAAGCUGGAAAACCUGAUUCUGUCUCUCUAAAUGUGUGGGUUUUAUAUAUAAUUUAAUUUUUUUUUUUUUAAAUCAAACACUGUUUAGUUAAAAUUUUUGACCAAGGUAAGACCAGAGGAGCAGACUGGCCAUGCUUAGUAGACACGACAGCCCAGACUAAAAUGUGCCCCAGCUGAAUUUGUCUAGUUUGGUCAUAUUCUUUGUUACACUCCAUUUCUGUGACAGAUGGACAGGGGAGCAAUUACCCUUGCUGCCACAUAUACAAGCCUUCCAUGGGGUUUAUUUACUGACGCUAAACUCCAGUGAAUUGAAAAACAAAUUACUAAAUUCAGUAGAAAUGCAGCAAUUCUGCUACGGUCUCAGCUUGGAUGUUUCUGCGCACAGUUGGCUGAUCACAACUGGAUGUUUGGGGAACAAGUAUUUGCCAAAGUGUAGCUCUCACAUCUCACCCUGCAAGUAUGUUGUACGCAUGUAAUUUCACAAGACACCAUGUUGAGUUGGUGGUCAGAACAACAAACAUUUCAUCCUGUGUCCCCUGCAGCCGCUUGCCAUCCUGGAUGGAUCAGCUGGGAAGAGAAUAGAAGAUGGUUUCCUCAGGUGUGUGUGGGUUUCUUUUUUAAAAUACAAAGAAAAAUUAAAGGAUCAUUAUAGAGUCAGGAACACAAAGAUGUAUUCCUGACCCUACAGUGUUAACAGUACCAUCUAGCCCCUCAUGCCUCCAUAAAUACAGUAAAUCUUACUGUAUCCAAGCUUGCAGCUUUAAAUCUGCAUGCUGUUAGACUCAGGAAAAACAAGCAGUCUGCUGAUGUGGUAGCGUGAUCCAAUCACAGUGCUUCCCCAUAGGAUUGGCUGAAACUGACAAAGAGCCAGCAUGAUUCAAACACAGCCCUGGCCAAUCAGCAUCUCCUCAUAGAGAUGAAUUGAAUCAAUGAAUAUCUUAGGAAGGUUCAGUGUCUGCUUGCAGAGGGAGGAGAUACCGAAUCACAGGAUGCUGUGCACAGUGCUGCCCUGUGCUUGGCUGCAAGCAGAUCUGAGUGGAUGGAGGCAUAUUAUGCCUCCAUCAACUCCAAAGUCCCUCUGGUUCACUCUGACUGCAACUGGAGGUGUUCCUAGCUUUCAAUGUAAACACUAUUUUCUCAGAAAAUUGUGUUUACAUGAGAGGCUGCAGGGAGCUAUAUCAUUAAGCUGAAGUUGUUCAGGUGACUAUAGUGUCCCUUUAAUUUGUAUAAAUCAAGGACACAAUUAGGUAUGUUCAAAAUAUUGUCCUAAUGAGACCAGAAAAGGAGAAAGUAUAGAUCAAUCUGUGUAUAGGUACAGACAAUACAAUGAACGUGGAAAAAGUGUGAAAAAAUAAAUGAAAUAAAGUGUUCAUUAACAAUGAAAGGGAAUAUUUACAAAGAAUGAGGUUCAGAGAUUGGUGCAGAGAUCGGUUCCUACGAAACAGAUAAGGGGAUUUAGCUCUAUAUUGCUUGAUUACACCGAUCUCUAAACCACACUUUUUCCACAUUGUUCAUUGAAUUAUCUGUACCUUCUCAUUUUCUUGUCACACUAGGACAAUAUUUUGAACAUACCUUGUGUCCAUGAGUUAUACUAAUUAUUGAAAUACUUUCCCCCUCCCUCCCCUUUUUUAACAUAACAAUAAAGGUGAAGUUUUAGAAAUUGUAUUAAUAUUUCAUCAUCAUCUUGUUUGGUCAGUGAUUUCUCUCUAAAUUUGCAGUCCUGUAUGUAGCAGUCAUAUGCUGUAGAAAGAAUGGAUCGCCAGCUCUAAUUGGCUUGAUUUGUGAACUUUCCUUUCUGAAGCACUUUUCAUGCUCUGCCCAUCAGCAGGAACAUUUUUUUUUUUGUAACUUUCUUUUUAUUUAAAAUAAAACGAUUACUAAACGAUUGGUAUCACAGUGGAAGACGCAGGUUCCUUGCAUUGCAAACACAUGAAUCUUGCAUCACAGUAUAACAAGAUUAUAUAGCAUCAUAAAUAUCUCAAGUGCUCUCAGUUCAAUUUAACAAACUAAAACUCCUGAGUCUCAAGCUCCCCACCAAGCCCUGGGUACCCUCCCCCCUCCAGAAUCCCGACCUAAAAAAACUCUAUGGUGUGGACGCAUUGCCCCUCCCGACCAGUCGCGGAUCCCCGGGCCCCCCUCCUCCCGGGAUCCUCUCUGCAACAUCCCCCCUCUCCGUGGCACCCCUCCAUCCUCCAGGUAAUGGUCCCGGAAGAAAUUGAUUAAAGGGACACUCCAGGCACCCAGACCACUUCUGCCCACUACCCUUAACCCUGCAACUGUAAUUAUUGCAGUUUUUAUAAACUGCAAUAAUUACCUUGUGGGGUUAACUCCCUCUUUAGUGGCUGUCUACUAGACAGCCACUAGAGGGCACUUCCUGCUUCAUAGCACAGGUUUUCUGUGCUAGAGCGUCGCUGUACGUCCUCACGCUGUGUGAGGAUCUCCAGCAUCGCUACAUUCCCCAUAGGAAAGCUUCAAUGCUUUACUAUGGAGAGCUCUAAUGCGCAUGCGCGGCAUUGCCGCACAUGCGCAUUAGGUCUCCUCAGCCGGCGGGUGGGAUCAGUCUCGACUGCCGGCUGAUGUAAUGAAGAGGAAGAGCGGCGGCGACCCGAAACCACUGCCGAGGGACAUUGGCCGGGGGUCUCAAGUAAGUCACUGAAGGGGUUUUCACCCCUUCAGCAACCGGGGUUGGGAGGUGGGAGGGAGAGGGGACCUGCAGUGCCAGGAAAAUAGAAUGUUUUCCUAGCACAGGAGAGUCCCUUUAAGUUAGUCCAGGAAAUCAUGAUAAAUAUGACAACAUUGGUGAAUUUUACAUUAUAUAGCUAUAAAUUUGCAGCCCCGCUCCCAUGUUUUUCCAGGAUCCGUAUUAUAUUGAAGCCUUGCAGUAUGUAGAAUUCAUAUGCGGCAGGAGGGAAUCCAGUUAAGUAUUUCCAGUGGAACACUGGUUCCCUUCUGCGGCAUAUUAAUUCUGCAGGCCAGCACUUUUCAUGUCUUACCUAUUUAAUUAAGGAAGGUAAUUACAUCUAAGAAAAUAGUAGACGUCCGUAGAAAUCACUGAAUCAAUCGGUCUGGGGUUUACGUAACAGACCGAUUUGUUCAGUGCAAAUAGAGUGUAUCUGAUGACGUUACACAACGUUCUAUUCACUUAACAACGAAUUGGGAAGGCUUAGAGCAGGCUUCACCAAACGCCGGCCCCUAAGAUGUUGCUGAACUACAACUCCCAUGAUUCUCAGCCUAUCUAUUUCAUUCAUAGAAUCAUGGGAGUUGUAGUUCAGCAACAUCUAGAGGGCUGGAGUUUGGAAAGCCUGGCUUUGAAACAUACAGACAUUGAUAAAAUGAGGACCUUUCAUUUCAGUCCUGCUAUUUGUGGUCUCAAUGUUGCAAAUUAGUUGCCAAGACGACAUAACUGCCCCUGAUGUCUGCUAAUUGGGAUAAUUGAGUCCCAGCUGUGCAUAGUGAUCCAAUGAUUAAUGGGCGGUCCCAGCUGGGGUGGGUAUAAAGUCUGAGCACUGAAGGUAGGAAAGUUACAGCCUGGUGUUUGUUGUUUUGGUGAGUUAGUGGCUGUUGGAUGGGUGUAUUUGGUUUUCAGUAAUCUUGCAAUUCUGGGGUUUAUGUUUGAUAGUCAGCAGAUGUUCAGUUUUUGUUUGGUUUUUUUUUUUUGUAUAAUUUUGUUAUUCUGCAAUAAUCAGUGUGCAUUGGAGGAAACUCUCUAACCUUCUUACAUAGCUGUGAACUGUCCAGAAAAUACUCGUCUUUACAUGUUUUGUGUCCUGUAGACCAUGGCUUAAGGUGUGCAUUAUAUGAAAAUAUCUAGACCUCUCUGUAAGGCAUCCUGGAAUAAGUACCAUGUGUCUUAUUAAACCCAUUAUGUGCUGUAACUGUCUGAUCCAUGCAGUGGCUCAUGGGCAAGGAGUCACUGGCUUUCUAGAACUAAUUCCUGUAUUUGCUAAAACCCUUUCUGUUACAAUGCAAUAGAACUCUCUAUCCUAUAAAACGUUGUAUCUAGCUCUCAUGGGAACUCGUGAGUUACUGGCAAGACCAGAGAAGCUAUGCUUUCUUAAACUGCAUAUUGGUCACACUUGUUCAUGGAAUGAACUACAUAUUCCACAUGCUUUGUCAGCAUUCUGGGAGAUGUAGUCCACAAUAUCUGGAAUGCUGAAGGUUGUCUACCUCUGGCAUAGUGGGUAUAGUAUCCUGCUGAGAACUGGUAGGCCUGGCUUGGCAGUCUCUCUGUAUGUAUGUGUUGAGCAAACACUGCCUUGGUGGGAUUUUAAAUGUUCACUUGUCAGGGACAGGCCCUCUUUACCAUUAGUACACACCUGGGAUGAUGCCUUUGCUCUCCCUCUCCCUGUAUUGAUAUAUAUUGGUGUGAUCUGUCUUCUAGAUCUUUAUAGCUGAGAUGAAACCUGUUGUAGCCAAGAAGUCAGCCGCAGCUGCCUGUGGCAGUAUGCAAGCCUUGCCAGUAAUGGUGAAACCCAAAAAGAGCUACUCCAAACAUGUCUACAGGAUUGUAAAGCAGGUAGGUAGUCCUACUCAACUGUACCCUAAGGUAUAAAUUCUUUAUCCACUGCAGGGCCUUGCAAUAUGACCCUGGGAUGCCAUUAAUGAGGAUUAUGGAGUAAAAUCCAUAUUGCAAAGAACUGGCGCUCUAUACCAGAAUGAAGUUAGGAUUAUUAGACUUGGCUGAUGAAAUAACUGUCAGUUUGUAGUUGGCUCAUAUUACAGGAGAAUAUGUAUAUAAAAACAAAGGCUGUGUAAUUCUUGGCCUCUAUUACUGCUGAUGGGCAGAGCAUGAAAAGUGGUACCCUGUAGUCCUAUAGCAUUCCUACACUGAUGGCUAAUCCAUUUAAAUAACCUGUCCCAUUAACUGACGAACUUAUCCUUGUAUUGGUAGCUUUAAUAACUGUUAAGAUAAUGCCCCAUCUGGGCAGCUGGCUCUGUUUGGGGGCACUCUCCCAAGCAUCGUACUACCUUCAAAGAUGCCAACAUGCUGCUGUUACACACAGAACCUCUCAGAACAGUGAUACAUCACACCAUCCUCUGACCUUUAAUGGUUCUGGAGUCUGACUCAAUGUAUCAUGUUGGCUUAACAUGUCUUAUUUGAUUGCUGUCCUAGGUCCUUCCAGAAGCCACCCAGUCUCAGACGGCGUUGGAUUGUCUGAAUAAAGACAUGUUAGACAAUGACAGACUGCAUGAUAUUGCUGCAGAAGCUGCCAGACUGUCUCUUUACAAUAUGAGACAUGCUAUAACCAGCAAGGAGGUCAACUGUGCCCUGAGACUCGUCUCCAGGACACCCAUGGCAGGGGACUCCAUGUAA
Molecule: messenger RNA, 13217 nt
Organism: Pelobates cultripes (western spadefoot toad)
Lineage: Eukaryota; Metazoa; Chordata; Amphibia; Anura; Pelobatidae
Source: the annotation of a GenBank genome assembly